AUGUUUCGCUUAUUCUUUGUGUUGGCUCUUGCCUUUUUGUUGAGUUCCUUCGCAAAAUCAAAGAUCAAAUCUGCUAAUCAGAGUCGUGGAACAGCGGCAAGAUCAAACUGCUGUGCUUCACAAGCCGGAUACUGUAAAGAUGGAAAAGACGGAAAAGAUGGACAAAACGGAAAAGAUGGACGCGAUGGAAUAAACGGUGAUGGAGAGAAAGGUGAACCAGGCAUGCAUGGUGUGAAUGUAAAUGCUAGCAUCAAGGGGGAGAGGGGUGAACCAGGACAAAAGGGAGAGAAUGCUUGCUUUUUCAUCGAGGGCGAGAAAGGAUCUGUUGGACAGAAAGGAUCACAAGGACAAAAGGGACAGAAAGGAAUGCCGGGAACAUGUGAUGACCUGAGCUCCUCGUCAUCCUCCGGGAAAAGAAGGUGUUGUAAAGAUGAAUGUUCUACUGGUCUCCAAUUCUUCGAGAAAGUUCUAGACUUGCCAACCAGAGAAGCUGUAGCUUUUCAACAUUUUACCUUUAAUGGAAGUCUGUUCCUCACGUUUGGGUACCAUUAUGGAGAUGUCCACAAAUACAAGACAAGCUUCAUGAUUUAUAACAUGGAUGAAUCGACUGAAAAACUCACUUUCUAUGACAGACAUGUGAGGAAGGUCGUGUGGUAUUUGCCCAGCAGAGAUGUCGCAUCAGACAAAGUACCUCUUCACCAUAGCGACCAUCACAAAGUGAACCAUCAAGGGCUGAUGAAAGGGGAUGGGGGUGCAGAAAAAUUGUAA
This is a messenger RNA of Pocillopora verrucosa, 768 nucleotides long. The record is from RefSeq and is a predicted model, not a curated record. Lineage: Eukaryota; Metazoa; Cnidaria; Anthozoa; Scleractinia; Pocilloporidae.